Messenger RNA from Vollenhovia emeryi, 6428 nucleotides. RefSeq names its product patched domain-containing protein 3-like (gene Ptr). Gene Ontology annotation, cellular component: plasma membrane; cytoplasmic vesicle membrane. The transcript has 9 exons. Bases 227 to 3460 code for a protein of 1077 amino acids. NCBI's taxonomy places the organism in Eukaryota, Metazoa, Arthropoda, Insecta, Hymenoptera, Formicidae. The record is from RefSeq and is a predicted model, not a curated record.
GGACACGCGGCGAGGCGCCGCCGCGGGAAGAAGGAAGAGGAGGGAUAAGAAAAGGGAAGAAGAUAAAACGGGGGAGGAGAGAGAGAAGAAAAGGAUCGAUAUCGGCUCGGAUACCGCCGGAAGAUCUUAGUUGGUGGUGACAAAGUUUAUUGUGGCAAGAGAGAGAGAGAGAGAGUUUGUGGAAGAGUUUUUUUACGCGCUUCCGGCCCGAAUCGAGGAGCACAAGAUGUGGCACUUGACGUGCGUCGACGACUUUUUGAAUCGCGCGUUUUACAAGGUUGGCCUCGUUGUCGGUCGACACCCCGGCUACUUCGUAAUCGUGCCGAUACUGCUGGCGUGCAUAUGUUUCACCGGCUACCAGAGGAUACACUACGAAAUCGACCCGGAAUACCUCUUCUCGCCCGUCAACGGCCCCGGCAAGAACGAGCGGGCGAUAGUCGAGCAGUACUUCAAAGUCAAUUACAGCCACCAAUUCAAUGUCGGCCGUAUCACACGACCAGGCCGAUUCGGUCACGUAAUUGUGAUUCCCAAGGAUGGCGGGCAUAAUAUGCUGAAGAGCGAGAUUUGGCAGGAGCUGCGGGAGCUCGACUGGAUAAUCAGGAAUGUCACGGCGAAGUACGAGGACGAGGAGUUCACCUACGAGCAGAUCUGUGCGCGAUGGCUCAACCAGUGUUUCAACAACGACAUCCUAAACCUGCAUCACGUAAUCAAGGAUGUGGAAAGGCGGGAGCUGAACCUGACGUUUCCGGUGAUGUUCAACCCGGUCACCUGGGACGCUCAUCUGUUUCCGGUCUUCUUCGGCGGAAGCGUCCUCAAUGACGAUUUCACUAUAGAAUCGGCGCCUUCGGUGCAGCUUGCCUACUUUAUCACCGUCGACAGUCCACGGCAGGAUGCGAUCGGCGCCGCUUGGGAGGAGGCUUUUCUGGAUGCCGUCGGCAAAGCCGAGGACGGAGGUGCGUUUAAGCACAUCAGCACCGCGAGAUUCGCCUCGAGGACCCUCGAGCUGGAGCUGGAGGCCAACACGAAGACGGUCGUGCCGUAUUUCACCAGCACGUUCAUCAUAAUGGGCCUGUUCUCGGUCGUGACGUGCAUGAUGACCGACUGGGUGCGCAGCAAACCUUGGCUCGGCCUCCUGGGGAACAUCUCGGCCGCCAUGGCGACGGUCGCCGCUUUCGGACUGUGCAUCUACCUGGGGAUCGACUUUAUCGGCCUCAAUCUCGCCGCGCCGUUCCUCAUGAUAGGAAUAGGAAUCGACGAUACUUUCGUCAUGUUAGCGGCCUGGAGGAGAACGAGUAUCUCCAAACCAGUACCGGAAAGGAUGGCGGCGACACUGAGCGAGGCUGCCGUUUCCAUCACCAUCACGUCACUCACGGACAUGAUAUCCUUCUUCAUCGGCAUCUUGUCGCCGUUCCCAUCGGUCCAAAUUUUCUGCAUUUACUCAGGUUUCGCAGUGGUCUUCACUUUCCUGUUCCACAUAACGUUCUUCAGCGGAUGCGUCGCGAUCAGCGGUUACUGCGAACAAAGAAAUUUACACAGCGUUGUCUGCUGCAAAGUAGAACCGCUAUCUAAAUCCACUCAUCGAUCGUGGCUGUACAGAGCGAUGUGCUCCGGCGGAAUCGAUCCCGACGACCCUCACAAUCCGAUCGACAAUCCCGAGCACGGAUGCAUGACUUGGUUCCGCGAUUACCUGGCGGCCGCGCUAAAUUAUCGCCCCGUGAAAGCGUUUAUCAUCAUCGUUUUCGUGUUCUACCUUCUCGGCGCGCUCUACGGACUUACGACCCUUCAGGAGGGCCUGGAUCGACGCAAGCUUUCCAAGGAAGACUCUUACUCGAUCGCCUUUUACGACCGCGAGGACUAUUACUUCAGAGAGUACCCUUACAGGAUACAGGUGGUGGUAUCAGGCGAAUACAACUACAGCGAUCCGGUGAUCCAGCAGCAGAUGGAGAACCUGACGAGGAGCCUCGAAGCGAGUAAGUACAUCAGCGCGCCGAUCUACACCGAGAGCUGGCUCCGCAGCUUUGUCAGCUACGUGACGCGCAACGACGAGUUGAACGUGAGCAUCACGGACGAGCAUAGCUUCGUCAAGAGCCUGAAGGAGCUCUGGCUCUACCCGAACAGCGCCUUCUCCCUGGACGUCAAGUUCGACAGCACGGGCGAGAAAAUCGUGGCGAGUCGUUUCCUGAUACAAGCGGUGAACGUGAGCGGCACCAAUCAGGAGAAGGACAUGGUGAAGGAGCUGCGCGGGAUAUGCGCGGCGUCGCCGCUGAAUGCGAGCGUCUUCCACCCGUACUUCGUGUUCUUCGACCAGUUCGAGCUGGUGAGGCCGACCAGCAUUCAGUGCAUGAUAUUCGGCGCGCUUGUGAUGAUGCUCAUCAGCUUCAUCUUCAUCCCGAAUAUCUUCUGCUGCCUGUGGGUCGCCUUCUGCAUCGUGUCGAUCGAGCUGGGAGUGGCCGGUUACAUGGCGCUGUGGGACGUCAAUCUCGACAGCAUCUCCAUGAUCAAUCUGAUCAUGUGCAUCGGCUUCAGCGUUGAUUUCACCGCGCACAUCUGCUACGCCUACAUGAGAUCGAAGCGGCCGCGGCCGGAGGAUCGGGUGAAAGAGAGCUUGUACAGCCUGGGUCUGCCGAUCGUUCAGGGUGCCGCCUCGACGAUACUCGGUCUCAUGGCCCUCUUGUUGGCCGGCACCUACAUCUUCCUGGUAUUUUUCAAAAUGGUCUUCCUGGUAAUCUUCAUCGGCGCCAUGCACGGUAUGUUCCUGCUGCCGGUGUUGCUGUCCCUCUUCGGGCCUGGCGCCUGCAGCGGCGGCGAUAGCGAGCCCGGCGAGGCGGAGAACACGAAGAACAGCACGCAGGAGAAGGAGCUGCAGGCGAGCAAGCUGCAACUGCAGUUACAGCAGCAGCAGCAGCAACAGCAGCAGCAGCAGCAACAACAACAGAAGCAACAGUCGCCUUAUGUUAUCUCGCUGCCUCAUCUAGUCUAUUACGGUCCGGGCGACAUCAAGCCGCUUCAGGACAAUCUCGCGACGAGCAUGGCGGCGUUUGAGGAGAGGGACCCAGGCUUGGGUACCAGCGAGGACAGCAACUCGACCGAGAGCGGCUCCUCGCAGAGCCGAAGGCGCCAGUGCAAGCAGCCGCCUCAGGAGCAGCAGGACCAGCAGCCGAAUCAGACCCGCCACGACAUGUGGAGGAGAUCCAUCGGCGUCCUGUUCGGCCUGUCGCAGUUCCAGUCCGCGCUCGGCGAGCCCCAGCACCCGGCGCCGGACUAUCCCGGCGCCGUGGCGCAACCGCGGCCAUCGAGCGAGGACAACGGUACGCGAACGGCCAAUGUACCUUGCCUAGAGCCUUAUGUCGCGUAUCGCCACUCGACUCCGUUACCGUGCGAUUACAGACGCAGCAGAUCCUACCACAAUCUGCAGUAUCCUGCGUCGACGCGGCAUUUGACGGAUCCCCGGUAUCCUUAGAGUCGCGAGGGAAAAGUGUGAAAGACAGAUAUUAUCUACGCGAUAAGCAAUGCGGGAGAUCCCCCGAUCGAAUUCAGUCCCCUGAAGCAGGACUGCAGUAACCGUCGAUUUUGGAAAGGAGGAACUGUUACAUUUAAGCCCUCUCUCAAGAUUAAGGAGAGGAAAGAUCGACACCGAAUUUGCAGACAAGUACGACGUUCAAAAGUAGUGCAUCAAUUAUGCCUAUCCGCUCUACUUUUAACUCUAUCGGAGCCUCAAAUAAGAUCGUGUCUCUUCGGAGAGAAUAUCUUUACCGAAAAUACCGAGCUAAAUUUGAAUUGUAUCUACACGCAGAAACGUCUCUCUCGUGUAUAAUUUAAUAUUAAUUUCUCCCAAUAAUAUUCUCUGUUCGUGUUCUACGUGUGGCCAGUACAUUUAAUACACGUUCGUUAAGCAUUACGAGCGUAUAAUCAAUAUUGGGAGAUGUCUGGUAUCUGGGGUCCGAGAGGUAACUACAAUUGUAGUGGUGUUUAGUCGCACGCCAGCUUCGCGAGGCCAUGACAAUAACGAGGAGGAAAGAAAAGCAAAUAGAAAGGAAACGACGUUUUGUGCAAACAACGGACUAGGACGUCCGAGUUGCAGUCCAUUAGUUUCAAGGGGCUGAAUUUCAAGAGGAUUUUACUCUCUCGAACCAUAGGGCAGUAGGAAGUGACGCCCGAGUACACUCGGACUCGUGUGACAAAAUUUUCUUUCUCUAUCUCGUUUCUCAAACUAAAUUUUUAUCUGCUACAUUUUUCAACUUUAUAUGCCCGAGCUUUGUCUCUUCUCAAAUUAUAUUACACAAUUACAUUGCAUAAACAGGCAUGGGGAAAAAGUAAAUAAUACUAAAAAAAUAGUUAAAAAAUAUAAAUAAUAAUCAUUAACAUAUGGUUUAUGUAUUGAGUACAAAAAUGAAGUACGAAGUGAAAAACGUUCAACGUACGAAUAACUAUAUAAUAUUAACUAUAUAUGUCUUCGUUUUUACAACCAAUGCUGCCAAAAAUAUUAAUAUUGUACGAAGCUGGAUCUGAGAGAUUCCGGGCGUCGCUGAAUGAGGAUUAAUAAUGUGAUUUUGAAGACUUUUUGUAUAGCAGUGUUUAUGACGGAAUAGUGGUGGAAAAACAACGUUGAAAUGUGUGUCGCUAUGUUUGAUACGAGGUAUUUUACGGUAUCGAAGCUUGAACAUUAUUUGAGAAACGAGCUGUCGUAUAUCCUAGAAGAUCAGUUGCAAGUAUGUUUUAGCGACCCCGCAUUCCUUUGAAAAAACAUAUGAGGAGUGUCGAUAUUUCGUUAUAACUUAGAAAGAGCAGAUCUAUCAAUUGUCGAAUCUCUAGAGAUUUGACGACCAUUGAAUUUCUGCUUCUUCGAAGGGCCGUAUUGUCAUUGUACGCGUUUGGCAACCAUGAGCGGCCAUUUCAUUCCGUUUCAUCUGACAUAAACCAGAUAAAAUGAGAUUCUGUACGAUCGCGCGCAUCUAAUCGUCCUAAAUGUAUGACGAGAAUACGGGCCUAGCGUUAAGCUCUAAAUUUUUAAGUCACCCUUGAUUUUUAGAUCCUGGGAUCCUCUGCGAUAAUCUGCCGAUCCGUCUUCUCCCUCCGCUGUCAUAGAUAUCACAAUUUUACGUUGGCGUAUCGCGCCCUUCGCAGCCAAAGGGUUAAUCUCGUAGCGCUCGCGUUGUGCAAUGUCCUUUGCGCAAAGGGCAAUGCGUCAAUGCGGGAGGAUUAGUGCCGGGACGACGUUGCCGGCAUCGGGUUUACGUUAGUUGUUAAGAAUAGCUCAAAUCGAAAGCGAUAAUAUUAUAUAUAUAUACAUACAUACAUACAUUUAUAUGUAUAUAAUAUACAUGCUCAAUAUCAAUCAAAACUAAUCCCGCAUUAUAUCAGACGUACUGAUCGGUACACGUAGGGAAAAAAGCAAGAAAAGCGUGACCACAAACUAAUAUUAUAACAUAUUACCACCUGAUUAUCCAGUAAACGCCAACUAACAAUUACAUAAUGUCAAUAUUAUCAUUCCCCACUCAACAAUAUAAAUGUAAUAGAACGUAUGUUGUACAUAACAGUUACAUUAUUGAGUAAAAAAUUAUAAUAUGGACGUUAUGUAACUGUUAGUUGGCGGUUCACUAGGUAUAAUAUUUUGUAGUGAAUGAAGCACAAUUAAAUUAAAAAGUAUAUAUUUAGAUGCAGGUUAAUGUUCAGAAAAGAUGAAUAAACUAAAAAUUGUUUUACUUGUUUUACGUAAUGCCUUUAAUUUUAACGCAAGAAGCAGCAGACAAUAUUUGAUCCUGUAAAAGCAGAGAUAUUCCCUCAUAGAAAUGUAAGCGAAAUAUAGUUACUGUACAUCAGUAAUUUUUAAUAAUUCAAUUACUGAACUCUGGUAAUUGUUCAGUGCUGUUUUCGUCCCCAGUUGUUAUAUUUCUGUAAGGGUUAAACUGUCGCUUAAAACAAUCUGUCGGAGUUGGACGUACUUUCUUUAACUUCUUAAUUGUAAACAGAAAAGAAAUUCUGAGAAAUUCUGUUUCAAGUUAACAUAUGUUUUAGCGAUAUUGCUACCGUUCGCGGCAUCAGUUAGAUCGUAAAAUAAAUAGAUCAAUUCCUAGAUUCCAUUUACACAUAUUGAACAUUGAUUUGCAACUAAAAAUACUUUUAGUAUAAUGUGUGUUUUGCUUCUUUAAAUAUUAAUUGAACAAUAUCUAGAAGCAUUAGUUUUAACAAUCUCCUUCUUUAUCCCUACGUGGCGGCGUAUCAAUUGUUCGGUAAGCGUGCCUUAAACAAUUCACAGAUGUAGCAUUUUGUCGUAUAGUAAGUCCAAAGUUCAAAAUUUGUGGUAAGUGGUUCGAGGGGCGGUUAAAGGGAAGUGUAUCAUAAGGUGUUCAAUUUCAAAUCUCCAAAAUUUUCUUUGGAAGUUGUUUGUAUCUUUUUGUAAAAUAUCCGAUAAAAAGAUUAUUGACACC